UUGUUGUGUCAUUCCAUCCGAACUCGGCCCCAACGAACCACGAUACCUCCUGUCCCCCAUCAACAACCAUCGCACCUCCAUCAUGUCGCAAUUCAUGUACCAGAGCCACCCGUCGCAGAUGCACCAGCACUCGUCGCACAACCACCACGGCGGCCGGUCGCGGAGGGCGCCGCGCAUCAGCGCCUCGCACCAGCGCAUGGGCAAGCAGAUGCAGAUGUACCGCACGCCUAAAGAGGCCUACGUCGAGCCCCCUACCGUCACCGCCUUCCGCCGCGACUUCGAGGCCGCCCGCAGCUUUGACCUGGAAGACGACGAGGUCUUCUGCCCCUUCCACCUGCUGACCGAGGACGACCUGCAAUCAAUCCACUCGUCGGGCUCUGACCGGUCAUCACUGUCAAGCGGCAGCCCGGAGCAGUCUCCUCUCCAGCACCAACUGCAGCCGACCCCCAGCUUCGUUCUGUCAUCCGCGCCAAACCCAUACACGCCCUCCUACCAGCCCCAACAGUCGUCGCAAACCAAACUCCACCAACCAUUAGCCCAGCGCACCCGCAACGCGAUCCCCAUCGUCGACCCCUCUACCCGCACCGUCGCCAGCCCGCCGCCAUCCGUCUCGCCAAACAGGCAGAUGGCGCAGCAGUUCAUGUCGCGGCGCUGGUAAUCGCAGAUAGCCCCGGCGGCUCCCAUUUACAUUCCAUCUAAUCUUCACAUUCUCCGGUGCGCGCUGCGUUGCUAUUAGACAUCUAGUGGCUGUCUCGACAAACAAACAUUUCUGGAUCUCCGCCGUUUACUUCAAGAUACCCUGGAGGAUUCCCGUCCAUAAUCUACCUCGAUUUCUCACCUGUAUAAAUCACCUCGACUCGCCACGAACCCCACGUUUAUGGGAAAUGUUACAACCACUUCGAUACCACUAUUAUUAGGGGCAACGGCGUAC
This is a messenger RNA of Mytilinidion resinicola, 931 nucleotides long. RefSeq lists its product as uncharacterized. Bases 83 to 658 code for a protein of 191 amino acids. Lineage: Eukaryota; Fungi; Ascomycota; Dothideomycetes; Mytilinidiales; Mytilinidiaceae. The transcript has 2 exons. The record is from RefSeq and is a predicted model, not a curated record.